Messenger RNA from Zingiber officinale, 896 nucleotides. Its product is annotated as nucleoside diphosphate kinase 1-like. The record is from RefSeq and is a predicted model, not a curated record. Bases 118 to 570 code for a protein of 150 amino acids. The transcript is spliced from 4 exons. Gene Ontology annotation, molecular function: nucleoside diphosphate kinase activity. Lineage: Eukaryota; Viridiplantae; Streptophyta; Magnoliopsida; Zingiberales; Zingiberaceae. Gene Ontology annotation, biological process: UTP biosynthetic process; GTP biosynthetic process; CTP biosynthetic process.
UCGAAGACGAAAGGGGAAACGAAUCUGUGGGUUGCGUAGUUAGCUCGAACGCAUAAUGUGUAUAUCUAGCAGAGUGGCUCCCCGUUUCUUCCAUCGUCGUCGUCUCUGCAUAGCAGAAUGGAGCAGUCCUUCAUCAUGAUCAAGCCCGACGGCGUGCAACGCGGCCUGGUUGGAGAGAUCAUUAGCCGUUUCGAAAAGAAGGGUUUCUACUUGAAAGGGGUGAAGUUGUUGAGCGUGGAGCGCUCCUUUGCGGAGAAGCACUACGCCGACCUCUCUGCGAGACCGUUCUUCCCUGCGUUGGUGGACUACAUCAUAUCCGGCCCAGUGGUUGCCAUGGUGUGGGAAGGGAAGAAUGUGGUGCUCACCGGACGCAAGAUCAUCGGAGCCACGAACCCCUCGGACUCCGCCCCCGGCACCAUACGUGGUGAUUUCGCGAUCGAGAUGGGCAGGAAUGUCAUUCAUGGGAGUGACUCCAUUGAGAGUGCCAGGAAGGAGAUUGCUUUGUGGUUUCCUGAAGGCAUAGCUGAGUGGAAGAGCAACCUCCACCCCUGGAUCUAUGAGCAGAAAUAAGAGAAGCACUUCUCUAGAUUAUCCACUACAAUCUCGCCAUAACUUAAGUUUUGAGUUCUCUUAAUUUCCAAUGUGAGUGGGUUAUCGCUCCGUUAGCUCUUGUUUGGUUGCUUGUGCUAUACAAAAGAGGCAUUGAGAAUGCCUUUGCUAUGGCAAAUGAAUAAAUUAUUGCAUUUGGCUUGCAUGUUCAAGCUCUUCGUGUUUGUAGAAUUUCCUCCACUACUAUGCACUGGUACACUGAGAAUUUGAGUUUUCUCUGCAACGAUUAAGUCAACUUGUGCUGUGUACGAAUCUGCUUCUAAAUAAUAUAAUUACGACUAUAUAUA